AUGACUCUUGUUAGGCAACGGGAAGUGCUCGGUCGCCUCUGUGGAGAACGUAAUGUUAUCAGAAACCGUCCUGAUGCUGAAGAUUUGCUCGGAUCAACGCGCAUCGCUUUCAUUCGUGACCCGAUUGAUCGUUUUCUAAGCGGUUUCGUUAACAAAUGCAUACUCAAAGGGCCAUACGAGUUUGUGGAGUAUUGUUUCGGUUGCAAGUCGGAUUUGAACUGCUUUGUGGAAGCUUUUCGAAAAGAGUUAUGGACAAUCUACGAAACAAAGGGCCACCAUCAAAGCGCAAUUGGCUAUCAUCUCGCCCCGCUUACUUGGCAUUGUAACUUCAAAGAACAUCUACGUGACUACAUUUUUCUUCGACGUGCCAACGGAACAGCUGGCAUACAGAAUACAGCGAAGGAACUUUACCGAGUCCUGGAAAGCGUAGCUGUUCCGAAGAGUCAGCGGGAGGACAUCAAGAAUGCCGUCUUAGGUAGGUGCCUAUGUGGAAGAAUGAAAACUAUAAUUGCCAUAAGAAGAAGGCUUUUCAAAAGCCUACCACUUGCACGGUGA
This is a messenger RNA of Cooperia oncophora, 555 nucleotides long. The record is from the annotation of a GenBank genome assembly. NCBI's taxonomy places the organism in Eukaryota, Metazoa, Nematoda, Chromadorea, Rhabditida, Trichostrongylidae.